This is a messenger RNA of Dibothriocephalus latus, 288 nucleotides long. The record is from the annotation of a GenBank genome assembly. Lineage: Eukaryota; Metazoa; Platyhelminthes; Cestoda; Diphyllobothriidea; Diphyllobothriidae.
CUUGAUUCUGCCUCGAUUCUCAAAAAGCCCUCUGAGUUGCCAAUGACGAGCCCUGCCGCUACCGCCGCGCUCUCCUGUUUUGAGCUAGCUCUCCAGGGCGAGAGACUGUGCAAAGCGGGCGACUACCAGGCGGCCAUACAGCAGUUUCGAACCGCCCUCCAGAUUGGUACAGACGAUGUCGGUGUGCUGACGGCCAUAUACAGUCAGAUGGGCAAUGCCUACUUCUUCGAGCAGGACUAUCUGCACGCGUUGGAGUUCCAUCGGUGGGACCUUUCACUGUCCAGGUGA